Capsella rubella is the source of this 1041-nucleotide messenger RNA. Its product is annotated as B3 domain-containing protein REM14. Gene Ontology annotation, molecular function: DNA binding. Lineage: Eukaryota; Viridiplantae; Streptophyta; Magnoliopsida; Brassicales; Brassicaceae. The transcript has 4 exons. The annotation marks the transcript as partial. The record is from RefSeq and is a predicted model, not a curated record.
UGUAUUUGCAUCUUGUUUCAGACUAUUCCUGUGGCUUUCUUCUUGAAGAAUAUAGGAGGAAGAAAUGAACAGAUGGCAGCAGAGUUAAGGUCAGAUGUAUCCAAAAUAACAUGGAAAGUGAAAAUAGAUGGCCAGAGACUCACAAGUGGUUGGAAAGAGUUUGCUCUCGCUCAUGAUCUUCGAAUUGGCGACAUCCUUGUUUUUAAACUAGAGAGAGACAUGAGUUUCCACGUGACAAUGUUGGGACCUAGUUGUUGUCAGUAUGUGCCGUCAUUGCACAACCAGAACAACCUCGGGAAGAUUCAAAGCAAAAAGAAAGAAGCAACAUCUUCAGUAGAUCUCUCUUGUUUCGUGGCUAAAGUCACGACUUCGAACCUACGUUUUGACUCACUGAAUCUUCCAUUGAGUUUUGUGAGAGCAAAUGGUCUAGACAAAAGAUGUGGGGAAAUAAUCCUGAUUAAUGAAAAGGGAAGAUCAUGGACUGUUGAUUUGAAGCAAAAGACAUCAUGCGAAGCUACGUACAUCAAACGGGGAUGGAGAAGUUUCUGUCAGGCUAAUGGACUUAGAGCUGGAAGUUUCUUCACUUUCAAACUGAUCCAAAGAGGAAGGAGUCUUGGUUUGUUACGUCUAUCCCCCAGAGAGAUAAAAGAAGAAGAUGGCUUAUCAGAAGCUAAUGUAGUGAAGAGUACACUGAUAUGGAAACCUUCUUUGUCACCAUCUCAAAACCGUUUUGUGACGGUGACCCUUACACCUUACAACCUCAGAGAAUCUAAUCUGACUCUUCCAAUACCUUUCACAAGGGUUAAUGGCAUAAAAAAGGCAAAGAAGAUGAGUCUGUUGGAUAAACACGGCGUGAAGUGGUCUACCAAAAUGUCCUUUGAGGUGAAACGCCAGAGAAUGAGAUUGAAAGGAGGUUGGAAAGAGUUCUGCAACGCCAACGGUGUGAAGAUAGGAGAGUCAGUCAUCUUGGAGCUGGUUUGGGAAGCAGACAGAAGCUCUGUUCUUAAGUUUUGUUCCAAGGUGAAACCAGAGACCAACUGA